Enterospora canceri is the source of this 906-nucleotide messenger RNA. The record is from the annotation of a GenBank genome assembly. Lineage: Eukaryota; Fungi; Microsporidia; Enterocytozoonidae.
AUGGAUAAAAAAGACAAAAUACGCAUGUCAUCCCUGGAAAAUGGAUCAUUGGUCUACUCUCGUACGGACAGGCUCUUUGACACGGAUGUAGGGGAAGUUGAGACACAAAUGCCCCGGGAUAAGAGCAGAAUAAAAAAGAAUGAAAAAAACAAAGAGAUCCUGAAUGAGAGGGAAAAUGGAAACAGAAUAAGACUGGUAACUGGGAAGAAUAAGCAGAGAUCCAGUAGACAUAAAACAGAUAGAAUUAAUUUGGAUGAUAUAACAGGAGAAUAUGACUACAAUAACGAUGGAUAUGGGUUUGAGGAGUCAGAAGUGCAGCAGGAGAGCAACUUUAUGGUUGCCUGGAUGCUAUAUACGUACAACCUGCUAGUGGCUGUCUAUAAUACAGUUAGAAAGUAUGCCAUUCUUAUUCUACUAGUGGCAUUUUACUAUAAAACAACAGGAAACGCGCCUACACAAUUUACCACAAACAUAUGCACAAUCACCAAUGCAAGAGUAGAAGAAAUCAGUCGCCUCUACCGCUUUGGCCUCUUCAGAAGCAGGAGAACCAGUAUUGACAACCUAAUUCAGGAUAAUCCAAUUUGCACCAGUCUAGAAAUGCCUAGUCAAAAACAAACCAUCAAGAGACACCCUUAUAUUAAAAUAAGCCUUAAUAAAAGGCAUCACAUCAAUACAAUAGCAAUAUACCAUCCAAUACAGGCAAAUAAGCGCAGUGCAAUUCAUAGAUUCACACUUCAAUACGUCCGAGACAACAGACUGGUGCAACGUGAGUUGAUCUAUAAAGAUUCCUAUGGAUAUCAGGAGUAUCAGAUCAACGAAUCCAUUGAUUGGUUCAAAAUUAGAAUCAACAGCAAUUACGGUGAGAAAUACGUCAGCAUCUACAGGAUAUUCGCACAUGGAAGGUAG